This is a messenger RNA of Hibiscus syriacus, 1418 nucleotides long. RefSeq names its product transcription factor HHO6-like. The transcript has 5 exons. Bases 16 to 1221 code for a protein of 401 amino acids. Gene Ontology annotation, biological process: regulation of DNA-templated transcription. NCBI's taxonomy places the organism in Eukaryota, Viridiplantae, Streptophyta, Magnoliopsida, Malvales, Malvaceae. Gene Ontology annotation, molecular function: DNA binding; DNA-binding transcription factor activity. The record is from RefSeq and is a predicted model, not a curated record.
AAGAAGGGAUCAGAAAUGGAUUUGGUUGAUCCUGAAAUAAGCUUGGAUUUUAGACCAACUUUCAUACCAAAAACGAUCACUAAUUUUCUUAAGGAAGUUUCACUGAUGGGAAAUGUUUCUGACAAGGCUUCCAAACUGAAUUCAAUUUUGAAAGGAUUGGAAGAAGAAAUGAAGAAAAUCGAUGCUUUUAAACGUGAACUUCCUCUUUGCAUGCUUCUUCUGAAUGAUGAGAUUGUAGCUUUGAAAGAGGAGUCGGUGCAAUGUGUGGUGAGAAACGUUGAACCAGUUUUAGAAGAAUUUAUUCCAUUGAAGAGCAAUGAGGAAAAUGAUCAGAGUGAAGAAGAUGGUUCCUUAAUCACCACCAAAAAGGAAGAAGACUCCAACAACAACUGCAAUACUUAUAAGGACAAGAAAAAUUGGAUGAGUUCCAUUCAGCUUUGGAACACUGAUGAUGAUGACUAUUGCUCCACUGAUCAUAAUCUGGAUACCAAGAGAAAACAUGGAGAUCCAUGUAAAUACAGGGGAGGAACGAGAGACUUUACUCCAUUCAAGGCAAACUUGGCUUUUGCAGUUAGGAAAGAAGAGAAAAAGGAUAUACCGGUUCCUGGAUUAUCGCUUUUGACACCUCGAAUCAAGAAUCUGAAAGAAGAAUCGGGUUCUACAGGUUCAAGGACAACUUGUAGCACGGCGGUUUCGUCUUCUGCAACCAAUGUUCGAUCGAAUUUUUGGUCUGUAUCACUGGCGAUGCUUUCCAAUCAUCAGCAGCAGACCGGUAGGAAGCAAAGGAGGUGCUGGUCACCUGAGCUGCAUCACCGGUUUGUCAAUGCUUUGCAGCAGUUAGGAGGCUCUCAAGUGGCUACUCCAAAGCAGAUCAGGGAACUUAUGCAAGUAGAUGGUCUGACCAAUGAUGAAGUUAAGAGUCAUUUGCAGAAAUACCGACUACUCACAAAAAGACUAGCAGUUAAAACAACCACCCCUGCAAAUCAUUCAGCCUUUGUUUUUGGGAGUGGUCAUGCAUGGAUUUCCCAAGAUCAGUACGGAGAAUCCCCGAAAGGGAGCAAUUCGCAGUCCGGCUCUCCUCAAGGUCCUCUCCAGAUAGCCACAAACACCAGAGGGACUUCCACUACAGGAGAUGACAGCAUGGGAGAUGAUGAAGAUGCAAAAUCCGAGUGCUAUAGCUGGAAAAGUCAUGCUCAGAAACUCAGAAAGAUCGAUGUAUAGAGUUUUAUCCACCAUGAAUAUUGCAGAUAAAGUAUACAUGGGAGGAAUUCAAUAUAUUACACUAUCAUGUAUCAUACAUUAAAAAAAAGGAUCUUGAGAAAUGAGAGAAGAUAAGAGGGUGUCAAAUUUUGCAGGAUCCAUCUUUCCUUGGAUCUUGAAUUGAAUUUUCGUUUUAUUGCAUUAUUCCCAUAUCAUAA